Aphanomyces astaci is the source of this 1143-nucleotide messenger RNA. RefSeq lists its product as hypothetical. Bases 44 to 991 code for a protein of 315 amino acids. NCBI's taxonomy places the organism in Eukaryota, Oomycota, Saprolegniomycetes, Saprolegniales, Verrucalvaceae. The record is from RefSeq and is a predicted model, not a curated record. Gene Ontology annotation, molecular function: calcium ion binding. The transcript is spliced from 5 exons.
GUACAGUACUCUUUACUUGCCUUUCAAAGAUUCGACGCCACACAUGCCGCCGCCGCCGUCGUCGAUGAGUGUGGACAUCUUCACCGCUGCGUCCACAGGAGAGAUGGAAACGCUAGAACGUCUAUUGCUUACGGCGGACUCGACGGAGGUGAACGCGACCACAGUCCACAACAGGCGCCGCGUGACUGCGAUGGAACAAGCCAUGAAUAAUGGACAUUGGGAGGUUGUGCACAUGCUGUGGGCGCAUCCGUCUGUGGCCGACGACUCUCGCGACAAGAGCUUUAAGAACCUGCUCAAGAGCCAGAAACAUGAGCAUGCUGCCAACGUGCUCAACACAGUUCCGUCAUCCAUGUGGAAGUGUCGGUUGGUCGUCGCCUCCACCGAUGGCGACAACGCUCUGGCAUGUCUGGCGCCAUACUUGUCAUUGGGAACAUUUGUCGACAUUCUUCUACUCGACCUCCCCUUUCGCGUCGCCUUCGCCGACAAUAACCACAGCAAUGCGUCGGCGGUCGUGCUAGAGGACAAUCCUGGCCACUCAUUCACGUGGGCGGCGUUCGUACACCCAGAUCUUCCCGUCGCCGACGACGUGUCCAAGGUCGCCGUGGUCGCCGCCAUGUUGAACCACCCAUCGCUUCAUGCUGUGCCCCGCGCCGACGUCGUCCGACGACUCAUGACAUCCACAGACCAUGACGACCGCGCCACCAUCGACAUGGCCGACAAACUCGUUCGGGAAUACCUGACUUCGCAACAGUACUUUUUAACCCGAUACGAACUCGUGGACGGACCCCCCGUGCAUGUGAGCGCGACCGCGGUCGUCUUGCUCGCCAUCGAUCACGGUAUCUUUGACCAAGUGUUUGACGAAUAUGCUGGCGAUGAUGGAUGCUUGGACUUGAACGGGUUCAACAGCUGCAACAUCACCCUUGGGCGUGUACAUGCGGAUUCUAGGGGACACAAGGUUAAAUUGGCUCGAUAUUUGGCAACAUAUGGAUAAUUCUCCAGAUCUUGGGAUCCAGACAGAGAAUAUUUCUCUUUUCUUUUGCCGAUUGGUUCGAAAUUGCCAAAAUUCCGACGAUUUUGGCCCUUUGACAUCCAAACCCACAUCUCGUUUUAUGAUAUGGCGCGCGAAACGAUAGUUUUCGUAUG